AUGGAAGCGAACAACUUACAGUACAUUAGAUGGCAUCAAGCUGAGCUUUUUGCCGAAUCGUAUCAGGGACUUGUGGAUCACAUCAACCAACAGCUCCAACUAGACGCACCCGUGGCGGGCGUCGGCCGUAGGAUGAUUUUGCCAUCGUCUUUCACAGGCGGUCCCCGUUUCAUGAAACACUGGCCGGAGAUCUCACAAAAUCUACCAAGAUGGGCAACGGCAAGCGACAGACCGGACCUGGUGUCCAGAGUGUUCAAUGCGAAACUCAAGCAGCUGAUGCGCGACAUAACGGUGAACAAUAUAUUUGGUAAUGUUGAUGCAUAUGUUUAUACUGUCGAGUUUCAGAAACGAGGACUGCCACAUGCCCACAUACUGAUCAUUCUGAGUGAGGGUAGCAAGUUGCUAACCGCCGACGACGUCGACAAUGUAGUGUACGCCUUCUUGCCAGACCCGGUGACUGAGCCGCGUCUAUUCGAUUGUGUGACGAGACACAUGAUACACGGGCCGUGUGGCACGCUGAACCCAAACAGCCCAUGCAUGGUGGACAACAGUUGUUCAAAGAAGUUUCCAAAAGAAUACAGCGAAGAGACUGUAUACAUUGCUGACGGUGGUUACCCAAAGUACUGUCGGCAAAACAACGGACCUGUGGCCAGGGUCAGAAAUCAAGAGGUCAGAAAUGAGUUUGUCGUGCCUUACAAUCCGUACCUGUUAGCAAAAUACGAUGCACACAUUAACGUAGAGGUAUGCUCUACUGUGAAGAGUGUUCAUUACAUAAAUUCGAGGUACGUCAGCCCACCAGAAGCCGUCUGGAGGUUGUUUGCGUAUAAACUACACGACAUCAGUCACACGGUAGUUAGGCUUCCGGUGCACCUAGAAAACUACCACAACGUGUACUUUUCGCGUGGACAGGAACUACAGGGGGUACAAAACAACGCCCUACCUCGAACAAAACUCACGGCGUUCUUCGCGCUCAACGAGAGAAACGUUGAUGCCAGACAGUAUCUUUACCACGAGAUACCGACACAUUACACUUGGCAAGUAUCGUCAAAAGAGUGGAGACUACGGCAAAGACAGGCACCUUGCGAGACGUUAUAUCGGAUGUACGUCGUCAACUCACUGGAUAGAGACCGUUUUCAUCUACGAUUGCUACUCUUGCACAGAAGAGGCCCGCGGACUUUCCGAGACUUGAAGACGGUAAACGGGGUAGUGCAUGCCACAUACGCGGCCGCCGCCGUUGCGUUGGGAUUGUUGAAAGACGACGAAGCGUGGCGGGCGUGUAUGACAGAAUCAUCGGCGUUGGACACAGCCACUCAACUGCGUUAUCUAUACGUCACGAUACUAUUGUUUUGCCAACCCACGGACCCCGUGGACCUGUACCGGCGGUUCGAAGUCAACAUGAUGAAAGACUUCAAUCGGCGCUUCCAAAACGUCGACCGCGCUAGGGCGGCGUGUCUCAAAGUAAUCAGAGACCUACUUCGUGCACGCGGAAAAUCACUCGACGACUACGGUCUACUCAGUCCAGACGAAGAUCUAUUGGAACCGGAUCAAGACGACCCAAUGUUCGGUGCAAUAGACGCGGCCGUUGCCUGGCAACAGCGAUUGCGCGAAUUGAACGACGAACAACGAACGGUGUACGAUCGAGUGAUGGCGGCCAUCGAUGACAACCGCAACGUCCAGAAAAUGUUCUACGUCGACGGGCCAGGAGGAACGGGAAAAACGACGCUAUACGGAUGCCUAAUAUCGUCGCUUCGUAACAGACAACAAACGGUGUUGAGCGUGGCAUACACCGGGAUCGCCGCAUCCCUCAUGGAGGGCGGCAUGACGGUGCACUUGACUUUCGGAUUGCCAUUGGGAACGCUGACCGAACAAUCUACUUCGAGCAUCACCAUGCAGUCUUUGCGCGCGCAAAGGAUACGUGAAGCUUCGCUGAUUGUCUGGGACGAAGCGCCCAUGUCCACGAGCCUACAAUUCACGAUGGUCGAUCGCUUGCUCAAGGACAUCAUGGGAUCGGCACUACCGUUUGGUGGUAAACCAAUACUGUUAGCUGGCGACUUCAGGCAGAUAUUGCCCGUCGUUCGCCGGGGGAACAGGAGCUCCAUCGUCAUGUCAUCUAUCAAACGCCACUCAUUGUGGAGAGAGUUUGAACAGUUUCGGCUGACCCGGAACAUGCGCGCCGACAACGACGCCGACUUCGCUGCUUGGCUACUUCGGCUCGGUAACGGUCAACUGCCGUCGGUCGACGGUAUUCCAGACACUGUCGACAUCCCAACUGGUUUGCGACGUUGUGGAUUUGACCGAUUUUGUCUAUCCGCAGCGAAUGUCGUUGGCCAACGUAGACGAGUUCGCUCGGAGAAUCAUACUGUGUCCCCGCAACGAGGAAUGCCAUCAAAUAAAUUCAACAGUGCUACGUCGCGUCACGGGCGCCCAAAGAACGUACUCAUCCAUAGACACAGUUGUGAUCGACGACGCCGACGAAGCGGCAAACUACCCGACAGAGUACCUCAACUCUCUGCAUCCGAACGGGCUACCGCCGCACAAGUUGACGCUUAG
Molecule: messenger RNA, 2550 nt
Organism: Acyrthosiphon pisum (pea aphid)
Lineage: Eukaryota; Metazoa; Arthropoda; Insecta; Hemiptera; Aphididae
Exons: 3
Coding region: 1-2550 (849 amino acids)
Biological process (GO): telomere maintenance; DNA repair
Molecular function (GO): DNA helicase activity
Source: RefSeq, a predicted model, not a curated record